Molecule: messenger RNA, 678 nt
Organism: Thamnophis sirtalis
Lineage: Eukaryota; Metazoa; Chordata; Lepidosauria; Squamata; Natricidae
Source: RefSeq, a predicted model, not a curated record
AUGGAUCACCUUCAGUGGCUGGUGAGGCUUUACGCGUUGGCGGUCCUCCUAGGUUUCCGACUGGAGCAGGGCGCUUGCCAACACUACCUCCACAUCCGACCGGCCCCCAGCGACAACUUGCCCCUGGUGGAUCUAAUCGAGCACCCGGACCCUGUCUUCGACCCCAAGGAGAAGGACCUGAACGACACGCUGCUAAGGACCCUGCUGGGCAGCCACUUCGACCCCAGCUUCAUGGCCGUCUCCUUGGCCGAGGACCGCCUGGGCGGGGACGACCUGGCCCAGCUGGACCUGCUGCUGCGGCAGAGACCCUCCGGAGCCAUGCCCGGCGAGAUCAAAGGCCUGGAGUUUCACGACGGCGGGGGUCUCCAGGCUAGCAAGAAGCACCGGCUGAGCAAGAAGCUCCGUCGAAAGCUGCAGCUCUGGCUGUGGUCGCACACCUUCUGCCCGGUCCUCUACGCCUGGAAUGACCUCGGCAGCCGCUUCUGGCCUCGCUACGUGAAGGUGGGGAGCUGUUUCAGCAAGCGCUCCUGCUCCGUCCCGGAAGGCAUGCUUUGCAAACCGGCCAAAUCCGCGCAUCUGACCAUUUUGCGGUGGAGGUGCCAGCGCCGCGGGGGGCAGCGUUGCACGUGGAUCCCCAUCCAGUACCCGAUCAUUUCCGAGUGCAAAUGCUCCUGCUAA